AUGGCGCCGCCGCCGGAGCCCCGCCGCCCGUACAAGCGACCGGCCAUCUCCGACCAGCAGCGCCGCCGUGAGCUCGCCCUCCAGGCGCAGUCCUCCCGGCGCGCCGACGCCCAGGCGCGCGCCCGCGCCCUCGCCACUACCCUCCUCACCACCCAGGCCCCUGCCGCAGCCACCAGUCGCCACGAGGAGGACGAGUACGAUGAGCAUGAGGAGGAGGAGCACGAGCACGAGCUCACCAUCGCUGGAGUCGCGGCGGCGGCCGCCGCCUCCAGGCUCCGCGGCCCCGACGCGCGCCGGUGGUUCGCGCGUCAGAUCAUGCUUCCCGAGUGGAUGGUCGACGCCCCGCCCCACCUCGCCACCGACUGGCAUGUUUUUGCCCGACCUUCUGGCAAACGAUGUUUGGUUGUGUCAUCCAAUGGCAUGACGAUCAGCAGGGUUCGUAACGGGUCCAUCCUUCAUCGUUUCCCUUCGGCACUACCGAACGGAUCAAAGAGAGAUAUUUCUGGCCCAGCGAGCUCGUACUCCAUUCUCGAUUGCAUUUUUCAUGAGCCUGAUGAGACAUACUAUAUCAUUGAUAUGAUCUGUUGGCGAGGCUAUUCGCUCUAUGACUGCACUGCUGAGUUCAGGUUUUUCUGGGUCAACUCUAAGAUUGCAGAAACUUCUGCUGGUGAUCCUCCAUCAACAUACCAUAGAUAUAGAUUCAGUGCACUCCCUGUAUACGAUUGCACUCUUGAGGGUCUCCAAGCAGCAUACUCGGGCAGCAUGCCCUAUGUCAAAGAUGGCUUGCUGUUCUACAACAAGCAUGCACAUUAUCAAGCUGGGAUUACUCCCCUUGCCCUGGUAUGGAAAGACGAGACUUGUAGCCAAUAUGUUAUUGAUACGGACAAGAAGGGAGAAAUACCAAGUGAACAACAUCUUGUGUUGGAGCUGCUAGAAGAUGGAAGGGUAGUUACUUCUGACGAUCCUCCUGUUGCAUUUGGCAGCUUGGACAGUGCAUUCAUACAGAAGUCAAACCUACGACCAGGGAAUCUUCUCCGCUUUGCAGUUAGAGAUGAAAGUGUGAAACUUGUGGAUGGAAAGAUGCAGAUCGGUCAGCUGCAGUUUGUUGGAAAGCCAAACCGUGCUCGUGCUUUUGCUGACAGCCAUUCAAAAGUUUUGUUCCAGUAUACAGCAAGGCAUGUUCCUCUGAGAAUUGAGGAUCUGGUUGCCUCCAUUCAAUCAAACAAUAUGGAGCUUGAAUCCACUGAUGUUGAAAUGCAAGAUUAA
Miscanthus lutarioriparius is the source of this 1266-nucleotide messenger RNA. NCBI's taxonomy places the organism in Eukaryota, Viridiplantae, Streptophyta, Magnoliopsida, Poales, Poaceae. The record is from the annotation of a GenBank genome assembly.